CAGCCACGGAAAUAGCCAGGUUUCCAUUAAAAUAAUUAGUCAAAUAAUCCAUCACAGGGCAGAGGCGGAGCAGGUCCAGGAUAGCAAAGGGUAGCUCAUCUGUGUGCCUGGGGCACCUCAUCUCCAGAGGCCAGGCUCUUGAAUAUACAUGGCAUAUCCCAGGUUAAAGUUGCCGAGUCUGCUCGCCGUCUUUAUUUGCUGAUACUGAGCUGGCACUGGAUUUAGAGGGACAGAAACACCAUCUUGCUCACUGGGCACCUACACAGCAGGCAGGAGCCGAAACUGCUGUGCAUGUAGUUAUCAGUCUAAGCGGUGAAGCGACUGCAGCAUCGCGUACAGCAGAAGCCAAGGUCCCAGGCUUGCCUGCAGCGCGGAAAGAUGUCUUCCCAGUGCAAGCUGCCCGUCCUGCCCGCUUCUGCCUGCACGGGGGAGGCUGCGCACACCGACACUUCCCCGUCGCAUUGUGCCGUGAUGGACCUGGCUGCCGACCCCGUGCAGGACCCGCAUCCCUGUCCUGAGCAGACUUUCCAGGCGGACCCUUGCCUGCGUCAGGGUGCAGCCACCUGCCUGGAUACUUGCCCUCAGGUUGGACCCUCCUGCCCAGCUCCUGCUGUCCCCGUGCCCGCCUGGGACUCCUGUGCAUCUCCGUGUGUGGGCGCCUACGUGUGCCCAGCAGUGAACCCCUGUGACCCCCCUCAAAGCAAGGGAGGGACCAACUUCCCACUUGAGCCCACAGCCUCGCCAGUGGAGCCCUGCACCCCUGAGUCCGUUGGGACAUGCGUGGAAACCUUCCCUGUGCAGUAUCCAACCUCAGCAAUGGAUCCCUGCACCCUUGAGACGGUUGGAACCUGUGUGAAGACCUUCCCCUUCCAGCACACCAUCCCAACAGUGGAGCUCUGUCCCACUGACACAACCGGGCCGUGCGUGGAGACCUUCCCCUUCCAGCAAGCAAUCUCGCCGGUGGAACCUUGCAUCCCCGAGACAGUUGGGACCUGCAUGGAAAACAUCCCCUUGCAGCACCCAGCCUCAACCGUGGAGCCCUGCACCCUCGAGGUUCUCGAAACCUGCACGAAGGAGCCCUGCGGUGCUCAGGGUGCGAUCGCUGGUGAUCCCUGCCCCGAUCAGUGCUCGGUGACAUGCCUGGAUCCCUGCACAUCCCAAAGCGUAAUUUGUACGGAGCCAUGUGUGUCCCAGAGCACCGCAGAACCCCCAGGGACAUGCACAGCAGGAUCCACAGACACCAGCUCUACCAAGGGCACCGCCAAGGGUGCCAGCACCCGCUCCGCGCGAGCACCUUUCCGCCUGAAUACCCGCACCGCCGCCAUCGUGGAGAGGUGCCUUUCCAGGUGUCAAAAUUGGCUGCGAGGCAAGAAAUAAGAGUGGCCUCAGUGGGCACAUGGUAAAGAAGAGGUUUCCCUGCAUAAAUCAGACCUCCUCCGGUGAGUCUCUUGGUUUCUUAUGUGUAACAACGAGAGAGAAAUUUCCUUCAUGUUAAAUAAAAAAUACUUUUCAAUCAUCUGUUAA
Messenger RNA from Tyto alba (common barn owl), 1524 nucleotides. RefSeq lists its product as uncharacterized. The coding region runs from base 379 to 1377 and encodes 332 amino acids. The record is from RefSeq and is a predicted model, not a curated record. Lineage: Eukaryota; Metazoa; Chordata; Aves; Strigiformes; Tytonidae. The transcript is spliced from 3 exons.